GCCAAGAUGGCGGCGCCCGUGUCGCUGCAGGUGGAGUUCGGAGGUGGUGCAGAACUCUUGUUCGAUGGUGUCAAAAAGCAUCAAGUGACUUUGCCCUGUCAGCCAGAGCCUUGGGAUAUCAGAAACCUGCUAAAGUGGAUCAAACAGAAUCUGUUGAAAGAACGACCCGAAUUAUUUAUGCAAGGGGAAUCUGUGAGGCCAGGAAUUUUGGUGCUCAUCAACGAUGCAGACUGGGAACUAAUGGGUGAGCUGGAUUAUAAACUCCAGGACCAGGAUAAUGUGCUUUUCAUCUCGACAUUGCACGGCGGGUGAACUCCUGGAAAAACAAGAGGAUGUAAAUCCAAAUCCCUGGGCAAAAAAACCAAACAAAAACCUAAACCCACCCAAACCUCUCUUGAACUGCCUGUGCCCGGUCUCUGCAUCUUCCCACCGCGUUCACUUGUUACUAGACAUCCAAAUAAAGCCCUGCCAGCACGCGGCCUGCUGUCCACCACAACAGCAUCCAUCUUUUGGUCCUCAUUUCACCUCUCCUGACUGCACCUCCAGGUACCCUAAUGAGCAGAGAGCACCUGCAGCAUGUGGGACUUUGUUUUUCCAUGACGGGAGGAAGAGGGGUGCUGAACCUCAAGUAGAAUGAUGUGUCUUUGCAGGCAAUGAGGCGUUCUGGGGGAGAUGUGCCUGCUUUGGGGCAAGGCUGGGGUGCCUCUGCCUUGGUGCUGGAACUGGGAUUCUUUUAACACAAUACUUAGUGUUGGUACAGUCUGUGCCGCAGCUACGCGAAGGGCGAGACAUGAAGUGCAAGGAAACAAAAGGUUACUUUACUAGCUUUUCUGUGAGGUAGCGGACAUUACAGCUUCAGAGCCCUCUGUAGUGACUUUCCACUUGUGAUAUUUAUUUACGGGAAGUAGGAGAGAAAUAGGCUUUUUUGGUUUUGUUUUUCUGAUGCCUUAUGCCUCUUUCAUACCUGAGCUGAGGCAGGGUGAAGUACUGGCCCACGAACAAUGUCAAUUUAUAACCAUUUGGUUGGAGGGGAAACAGACCCAUGCCCGGCCUGAGACAGCACGGAGUGAUAAGGGCAGCAAAUUAUCUUUCUGUCACCGUGAUGGACAGAAUUGAUCAGCCUGCGUUGCGUUCUGUGCAGGUGGGGAGCGGUGGGGAGCUGCGUUGCUGCAGCCUGGCCGGGGAAGGGCUGGGGCUGGAGUUAAAGCGCAGAGACCUGGGAAAGAAAGUCAGUGGCUUUUAACCCUUUCCGUCAGUGGGAGGGGGAGGCUUCUUACUGCGUGCCCUGAGGAAGUCCUGUGAGCGCAGCGGAAGUGGGUGUGCGCGGCUCUGCUAGGGCACAGAUGCCGUUCGCUUUCCAGAAGUUUCCUCGGACAGACGGACUGGCCGGCCUGCCAGCCGGGAGGCCACAGCCAGAGCAGAGGGAAGGGGUCAGAGAGGAUAGCGUUGGCGCCAACAGGUCUGAAACAUGCUGCGUGAGCUUCUAGGAGCGUCCGACCAGGAUUGCCCUUCCUGCGCUCCCCCCUGCCCUGCUCACCUCCGUUUCGGCAGAGCUCUGGCAGCACGCGGUGGUCCCCGGCGGCAGCACUCCUGCCCGAGCAGCGGCUCUCCCGGGGCAGAGGGCUCGCCGGUGCCGUAAGCUCAAUCGGUGCACAUCUCAGAGCUGAUCUGCACCACGUACGGCUCGCCCUGUCCUCGAUCUCCGGGAGCUGCCGAGGAGGAGCUGGGAGGUGGUGAGCAGCGCAGUGCACCAGCCCCUGCUCGGGCAGCCUGGCCUGACACCCCGAGUGCUCCGUACAAGGAGCCUUUCCCAUCCGGCGCCUGACAGAGGAGUUACUCUGUCUGACGCGGAGGGAGUGCCAAAGAGUAAUUCUCCCGUCUGACUUCUCCGGUGACUCCUCUCUCAGGUUUACCCCACCACAACCUGCGUAGCUAAAAGCACCCAUGGACUACGAUGCUGCUGCAUCUGAGAAACCCUGACUUCAAGCCCACUGCUGGUAACGAACCGAUAUUCAGCCUUUUCCAAAUCCAGCCGCCGCGACUCGAGUCCAGCUUGCGCCGUUCAUAAAUGACACGGACGGGCCAAAGGCUCUUCUCUGUCCUGAGUUCACAGCCGUAAGCUUUGCUGGGCCGGGGGAGCGGAGAGGGGAUUCCAGGUGACGGAGCUGGCUGAAAAACAAUGAACCUGCGUGGCGUGCAGCUUGAAACAAACUUAAACCGAAGUGGGAAAAGGCAGGUUCGUCUUCAGCGCUGCUGCCGGCCCUGCCUCUACACUGCGUUUUUGCCUUAGGCUGGGCUUGUCUGUUCUUAUCCCCCCCAGCUGUUUGCUCACGAUAGGAUGAGUUCCUUCCCUGGGAGGUGUUAUUCCCCUCGCUAGCGCAGGUAGACCCAGAUGGCUUAGCUCCUGCUGUAGUAAAAGCUGCCAAUCAUUGCUAAAAAAAGCUAGAAAUGGGAAGAUGAGGGAAGCCAGGGGAGGGGAGAAGAGGAGUACAGCAAAAUCCUGUAACAACAACAACAACAAGUUUCUGAAAUA
Molecule: messenger RNA, 2533 nt
Organism: Gymnogyps californianus (California condor)
Lineage: Eukaryota; Metazoa; Chordata; Aves; Accipitriformes; Cathartidae
Gene: URM1
Product: ubiquitin related modifier 1
Exons: 5
Coding region: 7-312 (101 amino acids)
Biological process (GO): protein urmylation; tRNA thio-modification
Cellular component (GO): nucleus; cytoplasm
Molecular function (GO): protein tag activity
Source: RefSeq, a predicted model, not a curated record